AUUCUUCCUUCACUUCCUCUUCAACCUCUCACCACCUCAACAUUUCUCUAUGUAAGUCUCCUUGUACUGCAACAAAUAGAGUUCUUGAACUAGUCGUGUAGCUCCUUCUUCGUUCUACGAACCAGAGAAGAAGAACGACAAGAGGAGAUGAGUUACGAGCAGAGGCUUAAAGCAGCAGCAGAGCUCGUUCUGUCAAGUGAUCGACAAGUCGGCGACGAGUCCCCUCUUUUAAACAGUGCUGAAUUUGGGGUUUCGGCGUCGCUGAAACCUCACCAGGUUGAAGGCGUCUCAUGGUUGAUUCGAAGAUACACUCUUGGCGUCAACGUCAUUCUUGGAGACGAGAUGGGUCUUGGGAAGACUCUACAAGCUAUUUCUUUCUUGAGUUAUUUGAAGGUUCGUCAGCUGUCAACUGGGCCAUUUUUGGUGUUAUGUCCCUUAAGUGUUAUUGAUGGUUGGAUAUCAGAAAUUGCGAACUUCUGUCCAAAACUAAGGGUUCUUAGGUAUAUUGGAGAUAAAGAAACCCGUCGCAGUCUACGUAGGACAAUGUAUGAACAUGUAAAGCAGCAGUAUUCACUGUCUGAUUUACAAACAACAUUACCUUUUGACAUACUUCUGACAACAUAUGACAUAGUAUUGAUGGAUCAAGAUUUUCUUUCUCAUAUUCCGUGGCACUAUGCAGUAAUUGAUGAAGCUCAGCGGCUUAAAAAUCCUUCCAGUGUUUUAUACAAUGUUCUUGAACAACAUUUUGUCAUGCCUAGGCGGUUAUUGAUGACAGGCACCCCCAUCCAAAACAACCUUUCUGAACUCUGGGCUCUAAUGCAUUUCUGUAUGCCUUCAGUCUUUGGGACACUGGAUCAGUUUCUCACCACCUUCAAGGAAGCUGGAGAUCCAUCAGCAGGUCAUGAUGCAGUCAAAGCUGAGGAGGAGUUCAAACUUCUAAAAUUCAUAUUAGGGGCAUUUAUGCUUCGUCGAACAAAAUCCAUGCUUAUUCAAUGUGGAACUCUUGUGCUGCCACCUCUUACUGAGAUUACUGUGAUGGCACCACUAGUAACCCUGCAGAAGAAGGUCUACAUCUCAAUAUUGCGGAAGGAGCUUCCUAAACUUCUUGCAUUCUCUUCUGGUUCUUCUAAUCAGCAAUCCUUACAGAAUAUUGUAUUACAACUGCGAAAAGCAUGUAGUCAUCCUUACCUCUUCCCUGGUAUUGAGCCGGAACCAUAUGAAGAGGGUGAACACCUUGUACAGGCUAGUGGUAAACUUGUACUUUUGGACGAACUACUUCGGAAGCUUCAUGCUGCUGGACAUCGUGUCCUGUUAUUUGCUCAGAUGACACAUACACUUGAUAUUCUCCAGGAUUUUAUGGAGUUGCGGAGGUAUAGAUAUGAACGCCUUGAUGGAUCGAUUAGAGCUGAAGAAAGAUUUGCUGCAAUAAGAAGUUUCAGCCGUCAAUUGGUUGGAGACACCUUGAAUGCCGAUGCUAAUCAACAUGCUGCAUUUGUCUUUUUGAUCUCAACAAGGGCAGGAGGGGUUGGCCUGAACCUCGUUGCUGCUGAUACUGUUAUAUUUUAUGAGCAAGAUUGGAACCCACAGGUGGACAAGCAGGCUUUACAACGUGCGCACCGAAUUGGUCAGAUGAACCAUGUUUUAUCUAUAAACCUUGUAACGGGGUGCACAGUCGAGGAGGUAAUUAUGCAGAGAGCUGAAAGAAAGCUGCAGCUCAGCCAUAACGUGGUAGGAGAUGAUGUUGACAGACAAGGGAAAGAAAAUGGAGCUGGAGCUGGGGACUUGCGAUCUAUCAUAUUUGGGUUACAGAUGUUUGAUCAUGCAAACAUCAAUAUUGAGAAUUCUAGUGAAAAAAAUUUGUCGGAAUUAAAUGCUCUUGCUGCAAAGGUAAUUGAAAUGCGCCAUGAAGCGUUGGAGAAAGAUGAUCGGAAAUUCAAGAUUAAUCCGAUGGAUGUAUUGAAUGGAGGUGAUCUUUCAUUAAAAAAAACUUCUUCUGCUGUUAUUUUUGAUCAUGGGCUUGAUGAAGCCUCAUAUAUUUCAUGGCUUGAAAAGUUCAAAGAGGCUUCACAAUCAGAUGAUAGUCCAACUUUGGAUUUUCGAACUGGAAGAAAUUUUCCUGAAGAAAAUCAUCAAAAACUUGAAGCUGCAAGGAAGAAGGCUGAGGACAAAAAAUUGGCCAAGUGGGAGGCUCUUGGCUACGAAUCAUUAGCCGUCAAAGAUCUUGGGUGCCCUAUGGUUGGUGGUGUGAUCUCAGAUUCUGGUUCUGUUCAAUUUGUUUAUGGAGAUUGUACACAGCCAUCAAAAGUUUGCCCAUCUGUGCCUACUAUUAUAUUUAGUUGUGUUGAUAACUCUGGAAAUUGGGGUCGUGGAGGAAUGUUCAAUGCACUAGCUAAACUUGCACCAAAUAUUCCUGAUGCUUACGAACGAGCUUUUGAAUUUGGGGACCUGCAUCUUGGUGAUCUUCAUUUUAUAAAAAUAAAUGAAUAUCAUGAUGAAGAUAAAGCAGAUGAAAACAUUCCUCAGUGGGUGGCUUUAGCUGUUGUACAAUCAUAUAAUCCAAGGCGUAAAGUGCCCCGCAGCAAUAUCUCUAUACCUGACCUGGAACAAUGUUUAUCAAAGGCAUCUUUCUUAGCUUCUCAGAAUUCUGCUUCAAUCCAUAUGCCACGAAUCGGGUAUCAAGAUGGAUCAGAUCGUUCCCAAUGGUACACCGUGGAACGUCUUUUGAGGAAAUAUGCAUCCAUAUACGGCAUUAAAAUUUUUGUGUAUUAUUUCCGGCGAUCAUCUUGAGUUUAUAAACAAUUAUCUACAUGGGCUGAUCAUCUUCUAUGUGAUUAUCAGAUAUGGAAGGGUGAAAUGCAUUUGUUCAUGCUUUGAUGUACUCUUAGACCUUAUUCAUGUAAUGUACAUAGAAAGAUUUUCUUCUGUUACACUACUAUGUGGAUGCGUUGUUUCCUGUAAUUGAUCCGCGUUGUCAUUUGUUUUUCUUUGUUCAUAUGUUGGUGAAUUGAGAUAUUGAAGUUAAAAAUAUGGUGUGCUUGAGGCUAACUAUCCUUGAUGAGACAUUUCUGGUUUUGUUCCAAAUCAUCAGUUCAGACCUUUCAGUUGGUGGUUCAUCUCUUUACAACUUACGCAAGCAUCUGGGUUCUGGGAGAGUAUAGGUGUGGUAAU
Molecule: messenger RNA, 3168 nt
Organism: Telopea speciosissima
Lineage: Eukaryota; Viridiplantae; Streptophyta; Magnoliopsida; Proteales; Proteaceae
Product: probable helicase CHR10
Exons: 18
Coding region: 148-2787 (879 amino acids)
Biological process (GO): DNA repair; chromatin remodeling
Molecular function (GO): ATP-dependent chromatin remodeler activity; DNA helicase activity; ATP binding
Source: RefSeq, a predicted model, not a curated record